Messenger RNA from Thalassophryne amazonica, 1075 nucleotides. Its product is annotated as cytosolic 5'-nucleotidase 3-like. Gene Ontology annotation, molecular function: magnesium ion binding; 5'-nucleotidase activity. The record is from RefSeq and is a predicted model, not a curated record. Gene Ontology annotation, cellular component: cytoplasm. Lineage: Eukaryota; Metazoa; Chordata; Actinopteri; Batrachoidiformes; Batrachoididae. The transcript is spliced from 9 exons. The coding region runs from base 99 to 968 and encodes 289 amino acids.
CUCUGGAUGAUUCAGUUGAUCGCGGCGACGGAGCGCUGCUGGCGAAGAGAGAACCGGUCUUUCUGUUUUAUAACCAUCUUUACCGCAUUUACAGCAAAAUGAUUCUGCAGUUGUUCAACCCGUCGGUGUGCAUGAGGGACCCUCAGAGGGUUCAGGGAAUCCUCCAGGCCAUGCUGAAAGCUGGAGCCAACACCUUACAGGUGAUCUCAGAUUUUGACAUGACGCUAACGAGAUUUGCAUAUAAUGGGAAAAGGUGCCCGACCUGUCACAAUAUUCUGGAGAACAGCAGACUGAUCUCCAAUGAUGGUAAAGUUAAGCUAAAAGAGCUGCUCAACACAUACUACCCAAUAGAGAUCGACUCAUCGCGAUCAGUGGAGGAAAAACUGCCUCUCAUGGUGGAGUGGUGGACUAAAGCCCACGAGCUACUGCUAGAGCAAAAGAUAAAGAAGGACCAGUUAGCGGAGGCGGUACAGGAGUCUGAUGCCAUGCUGAGGGAUGGUUACCAGCUGUUCUUUGACCAACUUUACAAGCACAACGUCCCUGUCCUCCUCUUUUCUGCUGGGAUCGGAGACAUUUUGGAAGAGGUGAUCCAUCAGGCUGGGGUAUUCCACCCCAAUGUCAAAGUCAUCUCCAACUACAUGGACUUUGAUGAAGCUGGAGUGUUGAAGGCUUUCAAAGGAGAGCUGAUCCACAUCUAUAAUAAAAGGGAAGGUGCCAUGCUGAACACCAGACUUUUCCAGGAGCUGCGGAUGCGGCACAAUGUGUUGCUGCUGGGGGACUCUCUGGGAGAUCUGAACAUGGCCGAUGGGGUACAGGACAUGCAGAACAUCCUCAAGAUUGGGUUCCUCAAUGACAAGGUGGAGGAGAGAAAGCAGUCUUACUUGAACGCGUACGACAUUGUGCUGGUGAAAGACGAGACACUGGAGAUCCCCAACGCGGUAGUGCGGUACCUGACAGGCAAUCAGUGAAGCAAGAAUUUGAAACAUUUCUCCUUCUUUUCCAUCAAUCUUUGAACAUUGAACUCUCCACUGUCACUCGCAGUGGAUUUUAUCAGCCCGGAAAGCCCCAGACCUUU